GAGGCCUCACGCGGGGGGCGGGCGCCGGGGCCGAGGGUAGCUUGAGCGCGGCGGCGGCGUUGUUCAGUCACAGCGAGAACAUUCCAGAGGUCGCCAGGCUCCGGCGCUGACGGGUGUGGACCGCGGACGUCGCUGGGACAGCCCCUCCCCGCUGCUCGGCGGCGGCACCUGGCCCGGCCGCUCCUCGCUGCGCUCCGCCUCCGCCUCCUCGGACUCGGACUCGGGUUUAUAUCGCGCCUCACUUCAUCCCAGUCCCGGGCGAGCAGCGUUGGGUUUAUGUCUUUAUUUGACGAAAACGAGCUGUUGCGCAGCCAUUGGUACCUGUAUUGGGGAAACAUAGCAUACAAGCAAGAAGCUUACAGCCUCAGUGGCGAAAAUUUUUUCAUGUCAGAGACCGAGAACUCUUGCAGUCGUUUAUGUCAUCCCUUCUUCUCCAGACAGAAGAUACCAAAAAGUUGCAAUCAAAGAUCUCUUCAUCUUAUUGAUAAAGCCACUAAUAAUAAGCCAAAAUGUCUGUCAACGUCAACCGCAGCGUGUCAGACCAGUUCUAUCGCUACAAGAUGCCCCGUCUGAUUGCCAAGGUUGAGGGCAAAGGAAAUGGAAUCAAGACAGUUAUAGUCAACAUGGUUGACGUUGCCAAGGCGCUUAAUCGGCCUCCAACGUAUCCCACCAAAUAUUUUGGUUGUGAGCCGGGAGCACAGACCCAGUUUGAUGUUAAGAAUGACCGUUACAUUGUCAAUGGAUCUCAUGAGGCGAAUAAGCUGCAAGACAUGUUGGAUGGAUUCAUUAAAAAAUUUGUUCUCUGUCCUGAAUGUGAGAAUCCUGAAACAGAUCUGCAUGUCAAUCCAAAGAAGCAAACAAUAGGUAAUUCUUGUAAAGCCUGUGGCUAUCGAGGCAUGCUUGACACACAUCAUAAACUCUGCACAUUCAUUCUCAAAAACCCACCUGAGAAUAGUGACAGUGGUACAGGAAAGAAAGAAAAGGAGAAGAAAAAUAGAAAGGGCAAAGACAAGGAAAAUGGUUCCGUAUCCAGCAGUGAGACACCACCACCACCACCGCCAAAUGAAAUUAGUCCUCCUCCACAUACAGUGCAGGAAGAAGAGGAGGAUGAUGACUGGGGAGAAGAUACAACUGAGGAAGCUCAGAGACGUCGAAUGGAUGAAAUCAGUGACCAUGCAAAAGUUCUGACUCUUAGCGAUGAUUUGGAAAGAACAGUUGAGGAGCGGGUCAAUAUCCUGUUUGAUUUUGUUAAGAAGAAGAAAGAAGAGGGUAUUAUUGAUUCAUCUGACAAAGAAAUUGUGGCUGAAGCAGAAAGACUAGAUGUAAAAGCCAUGGGCCCUCUUGUUCUGACUGAAGUUCUUUUUAAUGAGAAGAUCAGAGAACAGAUUAAGAAAUAUAGGCGCCAUUUCCUACGAUUUUGUCACAACAACAAAAAAGCUCAACGGUACCUCCUUCAUGGUUUGGAGUGUGUGGUAGCAAUGCAUCAAGCUCAGCUUCUCUCCAAGAUUCCACAUAUCUUGAAGGAGAUGUAUGAUGCAGACCUUUUAGAAGAAGAGGUCAUCAUCAGCUGGUCGGAAAAGGCCUCUAAGAAAUAUGUUUCCAAAGAACUUGCCAAAGAGAUUCGUGUCAAAGCAGAACCAUUUAUUAAAUGGUUGAAGGAGGCAGAGGAAGAAUCUUCUGGUGGUGAAGAAGAAGAUGAAGAUGAGAACAUUGAGGUGGUGUAUUCGAAGACUGCCAGUGUACCGAAAGUUGAAACCGUAAAGUCCGACAACAAGGAUGACGACAUUGAUAUUGAUGCCAUUUAAGGGGAUGGGUGCAACCUAGCUUAACAGUGUGAUGCUGCACAUUUUUUUCCAUUAUCAGCCAGAAGUGCAACAUGUAUGUGCAAAAGCUAAAAUGGCUUAACAUCAUGCUACACUUUACACUAAAAAUCUCUUACUGUGAGUGGUCUGUAAUUAAGCCCAGUGAGACAUCUAGGGAGUCCAUACACAUCAGUGAGCAGAUGUAGUUUGCUUAUUUAUAGCAUGUUUCUUUUUGAAAAAACUAGUGGUGGACACAUUUGGAUCACAUUUAUACAGUUAUAAAAAUAAAGAUUUGAUUUUGGUCAUUCUACAGAUGUUUGGCUCUGAAUGACUUAAGCUGAAGUAACUGGCUCCUUUUUUAAAUGUGCCAUCAUUUCACCUGAUGAGCAUUCUUGGAGCCUGCUAGUUAUCGUUAGGUGCUGAGGCUGUAAAGAGGUCUUCAGCAGAAGGUAAAGCAAACUUACUUGUAAUUACCUUAUUCAGCCCAUUAAAUAUAGUACUAAAGUUUUAACCUCUAGUCCCUCAAAUCGGCAUCUGGUAAUGUAUGUUGUGAGGUAGAUUGAUGAAUGACAGUGCAGCAUCUUACCAAGAAGUAAAUAUGAUCUGAUGACCUGAGUGUCGUAUAAGAGCAGGUUUUGGAACUUGGAGAGUUGUUUUCUUACAUCGUGUGCACUUGCCCCAAAUCGUAGUCUUUGAAAUCAUAUGCAUUGCACAUUGGAUGAGCCAGGGAAAUUAUUACAUUAACAAGCAUUUUGUGUGUAUGUAGUAGUUACGUAGUACUGAGAUAAUUUGCUUUGGGGUGCAAUUAAACAAUAAACUGAUUUUAUUUGGGAGAAACAGGGAAGAGUGCACUUAUUAGCGACCUAAGCAUAAUUUUUCAGCUUUUGCCCUUAGGGUUUAAAUUACAAUUCCAAAAUGUUACACAUACUAUAUCUUUUUGUUCAGUGUGGCUCCCCACCUGCCCCCCCACCAUGGUUGUUCUUUAAUGCCUUUUACAUUUGGACACAGUUUCUGCUUUUUAGAUUUUGGUUGCUGUCUUGCCAAAAUAAGUGUUUACUGUGUUUCAAAUUUGAUUUUUUUUCCCCCCAGAAUGUCUUAUUUAAAAAGAAAGCUAAAAGUAUACUUCUAAGUCAGAGCCUCUAUUUUGGUGUAAGACUUGGGAUAUUUUUUACUUCACAUUGAAUAUAGCCAGGCAGCCAAGAGGUCUGAUGGCCACCUGAGUGCAGGUGACAAAGAUCUGACAGCCUAUGCAGGGCUUUAGAAUUGGACACACAAGAGUCGAUAACUUGCCUGUGAACUCCUUGCCUGAUCUAAACUCAAUAUGAGAUCCGAUUGUGUUUGAGUAAUCAUCUUCAAGGUUAAACUUGUUGACAGUUACCCCUUUUCACAAAGUGCACAGUGGGAAUUGAGAGUCGAUAGGGUUAAUUUUCGAGCAGUGGCUUAUUCACCUCUUUUUUUGUGACUUACCUCACAGAUAAUGAGACUUUAACAAGCAUAAAAAAUUUUUCACAUUGAAACAAGACAAACCAUUUGAUGUAAUAAAACCUUGUUGGCCUGCUGUUUUAAGGAAUUGAAACCUAGCAAUCUUACUGGAGAGGCAAGAAUUGGCCUUCAGCUAACUUUGAUAGAUUCUAGUGCAAGUGGAGCAGGAGCCACAUACCUGGAGGGAAUGCGCUUUGUCACGCCAAAGAGGUUUUUUUUCUUAAAACUCGAUGUUGCCUAGGUUUCAAAUUCUUUGCCGCUGGUUUGCUUUCAUUAACUGGAAUUCUAAAGGAGAUACUGGUGACCUAAGCUAAGUUGCAUUGAACGUAGUGUCGAGCUAAUGAGGUUCUGUCAUAAAGCUACUUUUUAUCUGAGGGAAAACAUUCAGGGCUUCUAAAACACUAAAAAUUUUAGCUUAGACCAGUCAGUGUUCAGUCUGGUGCCAAACUUCCAAUGGAAUUCAAAUUCACAUAAUCUGAACCUUGUUCACAGGUUAUCGUAAUAGAGUAAUUCUUCACUUUGCUCUAUUAAACUGUCUUAAGGAUUUCUUGUUUUCAAACAGCUAAGUUACUUGAUUAAAAUAAUGAUAAAAUUGUA
This is a messenger RNA of Cebus imitator (Panamanian white-faced capuchin), 3881 nucleotides long. It is a transcript of the gene EIF5, whose product is annotated as eukaryotic translation initiation factor 5. The record is from RefSeq and is a predicted model, not a curated record. The coding region runs from base 510 to 1805 and encodes 431 amino acids. Gene Ontology annotation, molecular function: GDP-dissociation inhibitor activity; eukaryotic initiation factor eIF2 binding; translation initiation factor activity. Lineage: Eukaryota; Metazoa; Chordata; Mammalia; Primates; Cebidae. The transcript is spliced from 12 exons. Gene Ontology annotation, biological process: translational initiation; formation of translation preinitiation complex; formation of cytoplasmic translation initiation complex. Gene Ontology annotation, cellular component: cytosol.